AUGGCGGAUUCAAAAUCUAAGAAACCUGCAAACAACUCAGACGAUAUAGAGCACCUCAAGUCUGACAUAGCGUCUUUCGCUUCCUCCCUCGGCCUCGCAACCUCUCUCCCACCAUCGUCUUCUUCAGGCUUCAACGAUGUUGAUUUUCGUAAACCUGGUCCCAGAAAACCCCAAAAGAAGCCAAAACCAGCUCCAAACCAAAAACCCACAAAAAACCAGAAGCCAAAUAACCAGAAUUUCAAAUCCAAUGAAAAACCCGAUUCAUCGAAGCCGAAACUCACUCUUUCUUCACUGGAAGACAACACCAACAAGGAGAAAGCAAAGAACUUUGAGAAGUUCAAGAACCUUCCGAAGCUGCCAUUGAUAGCAGCUAGCAACUUGGGAGUGUGGUAUGAAGAAGCUGAGGAAUUGGAAAAGAAAGUGCUUGCGAAUGGGAAGAAAGCGGAGGUGAGGAAUGCGGAGGAGUGGAAGAGUGUGGUGGCCAAGAAGAGAGAGCUUGGAGAGAGGUUAAUGGUGCAAUACGUAGCUGACUAUGAGUCGUCGAAAGGGAAGAGUGGGGAUAUUAAGCUGUUGCUUACCACACAGAGGUCCGGGACUGCAUCCGAUAAGAUAUCGGCGUUCUCUGUCUUGGUUGGGGACAAUCCCAUUGCCAAUAUGAGGUCUCUUGAUGCACUUAUAGGAAUGGUGACAUCAAAAGUGGGAAAGCGAUAUGCAUUCGCAGGUUUUGAAGCAUUGAGAGAAUUGUUUCUUGCAAGUUUAUUACCUGAUCGUAAGCUUAAGAGCCUCUUACAGCGGCCAUUAAAUAAUGUUCCUGAGACAAAAGAUGGUUAUUCUCUUCUACUUCUAUGGUAUUGGGAGGAGUGCUUGAAACAAAGGUAUGAACGCUUUGUUUUUGCUCUCGAGGAAGCAUCAAGAGAUAUGUUACCUGAACUGAAAAACAAGGCAUUGAAGACUAUAUAUGUGUUGCUAAGGAAUAAAUCGGAGCAAGAGCGAAGAUUAUUGUCUGCAAUAGUUAACAAACUGGGAGACCCUAAAAAUAAGGGGGCAUCUGAUGCUGAUUUUCACUUAUCAAACCUUUUGUCUGAUCAUCCAAACAUGAAGGCAGUGGUGAUUGACGAGGUGGACUCUUUCCUCUUUCGGCCACGUUUGAGCCCACAAGCAAAAUAUCAUGCCGUUAACUUUUUGAGCCAAAUGCGUCUAACUCAUAAAGGAGAUGGGCCGAAGGUGGCAAAACGUUUAAUAGAUGUUUAUUUUGCACUUUUCAAGGUACUGAUUACUGAGGCUGCUGGUGGUGAAAAGAUGGAUAAAAGUGGAAAAGCAGGGGUUAAGAAACCACUCAGUUCUCUUGAGGAUAGCAAAGUGGAGAGUUCAUUAGAUUCUCAUGUUGAAUUGGAUUCACGCCUUCUAUCAGCUCUACUGAUGGGAGUCAAUAGAGCAUUUCCCUUUGUCUCAAGUAAUGAGGCUGAUGACAUUGUCGAGGUCCAAACACCAAUGCUUUUCCAACUGGUUCAUUCUAAGAAUUUUAACGUAGGAGUUCAAGCAUUGAUGCUCCUCGAUAAGAUCUCAUCGAAGAAUCAAAUCGUCAGUGAUAGGUUUUACAGAGCCUUGUAUUCAAAACUACUACUUCCAGCUGCCAUGAAUACUUCCAAGGCAAAAAUGUUUAUUGGACUUCUUCUGAGAGCAAUGAAAAAUGAUGUGAACCUGAAGCGUGCAGCUGCUUUUGCAAAGCGUGUACUGCAGGUUGCCCUUCAGCAGCCGCCUCAAUAUGCAUGUGGAUGCCUCUUCCUCCUCUCAGAAGUUCUUAAAGCAAGACCCCCCUUAUGGAACAUGGUGCUCCAGAAUGAGUCAGUUGAUGAUGAACUUGAGCAUUUUGAAGAUGUUCAGGAAGAAACUAAUGAUAAACCCACCCCUGUCUCAGAGAAACAAGAACUUGAUGUUGAGCUUGCUCACAGCAGUGAUGCUGCCAAUUCUGAUCAUGAUUCUUCAGAAGAUGAUAAUGACUCUCCUGCCUCUUAUUCUGAAGAUGAAGGCUCUGAUGAAGCAGAAGAGUUUCUUGUGGGAAAUGAUUUAACAAACUCCAAACCGCCUCCUACUCUUAAUGGGCAACCACCACAAGUACCGUCUGAGAGGUCUUGGCUGCCUGGAGGCUAUGAUCCACGGCGCAGAGAGCCCUCUUAUUGCAAUGCAGAUCGUGUGAGCUGGUGGGAGCUGACAGUACUUUCUUCACAUGUGCACCCUUCAGUUUCUACCAUGGCAAAGACGCUACUCUCUGGGGCCAAUAUUGUCUACAAUGGAAACCCUCUGAAUGACCUAUCACUUACUGCUUUUCUGGACAAAUUUAUGGAGAAGAAACCAAAGCAAAGUACAUGGCAUGGUGGUUCACAAAUUGAACCUGCGAAAAAGCUUGACAUGACGAACCAGUUAAUUGGACCAGAGAUUCUCUCAUUGGCCGAGGAAGAUGUAGCCCCGGAAGAUCUUGUCUUCCACAAGUUCUAUAUGAAUAAGAUGAAUUCUUCAAAGAAACCAAAGAAGAAAAAGAAGAAGAAAGCAACAGAAGAUGAUGAAGCUGCUGCAGAUUUGUUUGACGUAGAUGGUGGCAAUGGUGAUGACAGUGAUAAUGAAGAGAUUGACAGCAUGCUGGAUUCUGCUGGCCUUUCUACUGAAGCAGAUGGUGACUACGAUUACGAUGAUCUUGACCAAGUUGCCGAUGAAGAUGAUGAAGACUUAGUUGCUGAUGUCAGUGAUACCGAGCUGGACCUGCCAUCGGAUAGUGGGGACGGAGAAGAUUUUGGAGAAGAUUUUGAUGCCGAUGCAGACAAUGAUCCAAGUGACGAUGAUGCUAUUGAUAUUGAUAUAGGGGAUGCAGACGACGGCAUGGACGGGGAUGAAGAGGAGGAGAAUGAUCAAAGGAAAAGCAAACGGAAGCGCGGGAAGUCGGCAGCAUCCCCCUUUGCAAGUCUUGAAGAAUAUGAGCAUUUGCUAAAUGAUGCUCCUGCUGAAAAGAAAUCUAGAAGGAAGAAACCCAAGUCUCGGAAGAAGAGAAAAUCAUCCGACUAA
Messenger RNA from Prunus armeniaca (apricot), 3057 nucleotides. The record is from the annotation of a GenBank genome assembly. Lineage: Eukaryota; Viridiplantae; Streptophyta; Magnoliopsida; Rosales; Rosaceae.